AUGCACGGCGAGAGGAGAUUUUGCUGCUGCUACUGGUGUUGGUGUUUGAAGGACAUAUUUCAUCGUGGCCUCGCGGCAGAUUUUGGUUGCGUCUGGCGGCUCUGCUGCAAGGCCCAAGUACUCAACGUGGCGUAUUUCAGAGGCAGGUGCGCGGGGCGCUCCUUCAAUCCCCCACCGAGGACCAAGGACACGGGGAAGGAAGCGUCGCCCGAAGCUCCUGCCGUCCGUGCAAGCACUCUGUCUGCAAACACGAAUGGGGAGCAAUGGAUGCACGGGCCAAUUCGAAGAGCGACAGCUAGGGCUGACCUGGACGGCCAAAUCACAUUGGAGCGUGUCAGUAAGUUACGGGGUAAAACUUCUUAG
Messenger RNA from Purpureocillium lilacinum, 363 nucleotides. Lineage: Eukaryota; Fungi; Ascomycota; Sordariomycetes; Hypocreales; Ophiocordycipitaceae. The record is from RefSeq and is a predicted model, not a curated record.